Acaulospora colombiana is the source of this 1566-nucleotide messenger RNA. NCBI's taxonomy places the organism in Eukaryota, Fungi, Glomeromycota, Glomeromycetes, Diversisporales, Acaulosporaceae. The record is from the annotation of a GenBank genome assembly.
AUGGCGCAUUCGACGAAUUAUGUACCGAUCCUUUCGCUUUCAUCGAUCUCUGAAAUAUACCCUCCUCUCGAUGUCAACGCCCAGAGUGACCGUUGCAGAGCCCUAAUCGAGACCUUUCGUUCGGUUUACCCCAAUCGUUCCCCAAAGUUCAUUUCUAGGGCUCCCGGACGGGUUAAUCUAAUCGGCGAGCACAUCGAUUACGCGGGUUUUGGAGUCCUCCCGAUGGCCCUUAGUCGUGACAUCUUGAUCGCGGUGGAUGUGUCGGAUGAUGAUGAGGAUAGGAGAGUUCGGAUUGCAAAUGUCAAUGGGGAAAAGUACAAGCCCAGCAGUUGGGAAUUCGAGGGGAAAGAAAAAAUUGUGGAAAUAAUAGUCGAGGAAGGGGUAUCCGUUUGGUGCAAUUACUUCAGGUGUGGUUAUAAGGGUAUACUUCAAUACCUCGGCAUAGACAAUCCCAAGGGAAUGUAUUGUUUGGUGGACGGGACGGUGCCGAGCGGGGCUGGAUUGUCCAGCUCUUCGGCAUUUGUGUGCAGCGUCGCCUUAGCAACGUCCCUUGCUAAUAACGCAAAUCUGACGAAAAAGCAAAUCACCGAGAUUUCCAUUGAAAGCGAGAGGCUUUGCGGAAUGAACACGGGGGGAAUGGAUCAGACGGCCUCGAUCUUUUCACAAAAGGGGCACGCGCUCUACAUUCAAUUCUUACCCUCUCUCAAUGCGACGCCGGUAAGACUGCCCUCCAUCGAUCCUCCAAUCGCAUUCGUUAUAGCCAACUCUCUUGUAACGGCCGACAAAGUAGUCACGGCUCCGAUUCACUACAACCUGCGUGUGAUCGAAACAAAAUUGGCGGCUUACGAUUUGGGCAAAACUUUGUUCGGAAAGGAGUGUGAGAAUCUGAAGCAAGUUUGCGAUUUGCAUUCCGAGACCAGCGAGGUGAAAGUCUCCCAUCUCGAAUUUCUCUCGGAAUUUGUGGAGAAUCACUACUCUGAGCCAAAUAAGCGAGAAGGCCAUUCUCUGGAUGAAUUGGCCGAGCUGUUGAAUUUGUCAAAGUCGGAAAUUCACGCAAAGUUUUUAUCGAAAUUUCCGGUGAGAGCUGAGAGGUUUCAUCUGUACAAACGAUCGAAGCACGUGUUCGAUGAAGCCCUGAGAGUGUUGAGGUUUCACGAGAUUUGUCUUGCGAGCGAGAAAAGUAAUGUCGGAGAUCGAGAAGUGAAGGAAAAUGAUGUUGGUGGACAAGAGACAUUUGAAAAUUUGGGAAGAUUGAUGAAUCAGAGUCAUGAGAGCUGCAAGAAAUUGUUCGAUUGUUCGUGUGAUGAGUUGGAUAAGCUGGUCAGAAUUUGCUUGGAUGGCGGUGCUGUUGGAAGUCGACUUACCGGGGCCGGUUGGGGUGGUUGCACCGUUUCACUAAUUCGCGAAGAUCAGAUCGAACCCUUUAUUCAACAUGUCAUUGCCAAUUACUAUAAACCUUUGUUCCCCCACUUGACCAAAAAACAAUUGAAUGAUGCCAUCUUUGCGACUCGGCCGGGCAGUGGGGCUGCCAUUAUCGUGGGGUUGGAGGGUGCCGUUGUUCAAUAG